This is a messenger RNA of Dendrobium catenatum, 2682 nucleotides long. RefSeq names its product ABC transporter G family member 15. Gene Ontology annotation, cellular component: membrane. Lineage: Eukaryota; Viridiplantae; Streptophyta; Magnoliopsida; Asparagales; Orchidaceae. Bases 141 to 2171 code for a protein of 676 amino acids. The record is from RefSeq and is a predicted model, not a curated record. The transcript is spliced from 8 exons. Gene Ontology annotation, molecular function: ATP hydrolysis activity; ATP binding; ABC-type transporter activity.
CCGGUUAAUAUUUCUGUAAAAGCUUCGUCUUACAUAUACAGCGGUGGGUUCCCGCCAUUAAUGCUCUGACCUCGACCACCCUCCAACUCCCCCAUAUAUCUACAGCUAGCCCUCACAGGUAGAGCAAUGAGCUCGAAGAGAUGGGCGAAAUGGCUGGAGAAGGUGAAGCGCCACAGCAGCCUGGGGCUAUCUUGGUCUGGGAAGACUUGACGGCGGUUGUGGCCAAUCCCGGAGCCCGGAAGCCGGUGAGGAAGCUGCUUCAGGGGCUUAGCGGCUAUGCCUUGCCUGGUCGCUUGUUGGCAAUCAUGGGUCCAUCUGGCUCAGGGAAAUCUACUCUUCUGGACUCCUUGGCAGGGAGAUUGGGGAGAAAUGUUGUGCUGUCGGGAAGUGUGCUGCUCAAUGGGAAGAAACGGAGGACCGAUUACGGUGUUGUUGCCUACGUGACGCAAGAAAAUGUUCUUCUGGGAACACUGACUGUUAAAGAAACCAUAACAUACUCGGCACAUUUAAGGCUUCCUUGUAGCAUGACCAAGAAGGAGAUAGAAAAAGUUGUGGAAACAACAAUCGAGGAGAUGGGCCUGGAAGAUUGUGCAGAUGGACUAGUAGGGAACUGGCAUAUGAGGGGUAUUAGCGGGGGAGAGAAGAAGAGGCUCUGCAUAUCACUGGAACUUCUUACAAAACCUCCUAUUCUCUUCUUGGAUGAACCCACUAGUGGACUUGAUAGCGCAGCAGCUUUUUUUAUCAUCCAGGCGCUUAGGCAGAUGACUCGUGAUGGAAACAAAACCAUCAUUUCCUCCAUUCACCAACCAAGCAGUGAAGUUUUCGCACUCUUUGAUGAUUUGUACCUUUUGUCAGGUGGAGAAACUGUGUACUUUGGAGAUGCAAAGCUGGCUACUAAGUUUUUUUCAGAGGCGGGCUUUCCCUGUCCUGUCAGAAGGAACCCAUCAGAUCAUUUUCUUCGAUGUAUUAACUCUGAUUUUGACCGUGUGAAUGCUACGCUAAAAGGAUCAAUGAAGCGUAUUACAGAGGAUGAAUCUUCUUCGGAUCCCCUGUUGAGAUUAGGAACGAUGGAGAUCAAAGCAUUGCUUAUCGAUAAAUACAAAAGCUCAGAGUAUGCUAUGAUGGCUAAAAGGAAGAUUGCAGAGAUAUCCAAGAUUGAAGGCUUCACGGUGGAAUUUCUUAAGGGCAGUCUGGCUAGCUGGUGGAAGCAGCUCAGAACAUUGACAAGUAGAUCUUUUAUCAACAUGCGCAGAGACAUUGGCUACUAUUGGUUGAGGAUCAUAAUCUAUAUAGUUGUAUCUCUCUGUGUUGGUAGUAUAUACUUUGAUGUGGGGACAAGCUACACUGCUAUACUGGCCCGGGCCUCUUGUGGAUCAUUUAUUUCUGGCUUCAUGACCUUCAUGUCCAUUGGUGGUUUUCCAUCCUUCCUGGAAGAAAUGGUGGUUUUUUAUCAUGAAAGGAAAAAUGGACACUAUGGUGUAGCUGUAUAUACCCUAUCAAAUUUCCUAUCAGCUUUUCCUUUCUUGGUUGCAGUUUCCAUUGCUACAGCAAGUAUCACCUUCUUCAUGGUGAAAGCCCACAAUGAUUUCCCUCACUAUGCUUACUUCGCCAUCAGUAUCUAUACUGGCAUUGCCAUAGUCGAAAGUAUAAUGAUGGUUGUGGCAUCUGUUGUUCCCAAUUUUCUGAUGGGCAUUGUUGCUGGAGCUGGAAUCAUGGGAAUUGUCAUGAUGACCGCUGGAUUCUUCCGUUUGCUUAGAGAUCUUCCCAAGCCCAUAUGGCGAUAUCCAAUUUCUUACAUGAACUAUGGUGCAUGGUUGCUUCAGGGAAAUUACAAGAAUGACUUCAUUGGCGCAACCUUUGAUCCUCUGGUGCCUGGUGAUCCAAAAUUGUCAGGAGAAUUUAUUCUAUAUGAUACCUUUGGGCUUACCUUGGACCAAUCAAAGUGGAUAGACUUGUUGAUAGCCGUUAUAAUGCUCAUAGUCUAUAGGAUUCUCUUCUUUCUCAUUAUCAAAUUCAAGGAGAGCACCACUCCUUUCUUCAGAGAGCUCAAUGCCAAAGUUACAAGUCUAAGGAAACCUUCCUUCAACCUGAGGAAAAAUUCCUUCUCAUUAUCAAAUGGUACUCAGCAUCCAAUGGCUCUACAAGAAGGUCUGAGCUCUCCACUUCCAUGACAAUUUUACUACACUGCCAAACCUUCCAUACCUUAAAAAAGGAGAAAAAAAAGGAGAGAUAAAUAAAUCUUGUGAUUUAAGAAGCAUUAGGGUUAUAUCAUAUUGUGAUUGUAUAAACUGUGUAAUGUUAAAUCCGUGUACUUUUUAAAUCCAUUCUUGCUCCUGUAUUUUAUGCGGAGGUCGGACCCAGCUCACAUUCAGAGGCAAAUCAGGUGCAGCCAUGUCAGCAGUAUCGAGUAGUAUCAAACCGCGGUACACCGCAAAGGGGUGAUGUGGCGCAUUCUGGUUGGUCUUCGGACGACAUUCGGCGUCCGACAUUCGGCGUCCGCACAUAAUAAUUAAUCUUAUUUUAGAGGAGCAUUACUGAUAAAUUUACCUCUCUUUUUUUCAUUGAUUGGUUUAUGAUAUCUUAGAAUAUUCAUAGGCUUGAUGUUUGAAAGGGUCUUUGAAUAUGGCCAUAUGGGCGAUUUGUUUAUGCUGAUGAGAGAAGAUUCAUUAGGGUUUCUAUUCC